GUAGAAAUUUAAUGUAAAUUAGGCAUAUGAAACGACCAAACAGAUCCUACCAUCCGUACAGCCGCGUUCGAGGUUUUUUUUAUGACUCUCAGUCUCUCACUUUCUUACACAUUUCAAACUCAAACUGUACGGUACAGUUCUGUACUAACAACAUAAUUUCCCUCCUUUUUAUUCCCCAAACACGACGGCGUUUCCCAAAUGGAACGCCACAACAACCGUCGUACUGACCGGCCACGUCCGCCGCCGCAGCCGAUCGUCGUACAACCAGGACAAGUAGCAUUCCGAGUAGUCUGCCACACGUCAAUAAUCGGCGGCUUGAUCGGCAACCACGGCUCGGUAAUCUCCCAAAUCCGUCGCGACACAGGCUGCAUUCUCCACUGCGAAGAGCUAGUCGGAGGCUCAGUCCACCGCGUGAUCAUGAUAGUAGGCCCCGCAGCAACCGGUAAAACCAUCACAUUAAACUCAGCCAACCGUCACGAAGACGGCGGAGGCGGCGACGGAGAGGAGGAGGUGGAGAAGGAGCUGGUGACGGUGGCGCAGGAGGCGGUGAUUAGGGUUUGUGAGAGAAUGUGGGAGGUGGAAGGUUCUUUAAGAAUGAGAAGAAAAGCUGCUAAAGGUGGCGGUGACCAUGAUGGUAAAAGCGUAGAUAGUUGCUUCAGUGAAGGGUAUUGUGGUCUUUUGGCUGAUACUUCGCAGAUUGGCGCCAUUGUUGGACGGGCAGGAAAUAAUGUAACGAGAAUGAAGAGAGAAAGUGGGGCCCAGAUUUGUGUUCUUCAGGCUCCACUCUGUGCUUCUAUCAGUGAUUCAUUAAUUCAGAUUACAGGUUCCAUUUUGGCUGUGAAGAAAGCACUAGUGGCUGUAACUGAAUGUCUUCAUGACUGUCCACCUUACGGAAAAGAUCCAAUGCUUUUGGCCAGACCUCGCGAUAGAGCUUCCAAUAUGUCAUCGUCUGAUCCACAUGAGGAAUUCUUCCCGCAUCUUAGUUCGUUGCUACCAUCUAUGAAUGGAAAUGGUGUUAAUUCUCAUUCUUUAUCUUCCGAUGUUAGCGGAGACCCCAAUCAGGAUGGGGAAACUGCAAAGCGUGAAGUUUCGUAUAGGCUGAUUUGCUCCAAUGGUGCUGCUGGAAGCAUAAUUGGCACGAAGGGGUCCAUUGUUAGAACUUUACAAAAUGAAUCAGGUGCUUCUAUCAUGUUUGCAGCACCAUUAAAUACGAGUGGUGAACGUGUCGUUACCAUUUCUGCAUUGGAGGACCUUGAGUCAUGGUACUCUCCUGCACAAAAUGCUGUUGUCCUUGUCUUUGCUAGAUCUAUUGAGCACAACAUUGAAAAGGGGUAUUCAUCAGGUUUGCACAAGGGUGCUACUGUAACUGCAAGACUCCUAGUGGCAUCAGUUGACGUGUGUUGCUUGAAUGGGAAGGAUAGCAACAUAGAUUCUGAAUUGAUAGAAGCAAGCGGUGCUGAUAUACAAAUUUUGGAAGCGGAACAGAUCUUGGAUUGUGCAUCAGAACAUGAUGUAGUAGUGGUGGAGAUCACUGGUGAGUAUGAAAAUGUACAGAAUGCUCUAUUUAUGGUUACUGGGAAACUCAGGAAUAAUCUUUUGCCCAAAGAGGUGCUUAAUGAGGGCAAAGCAAGGAGUCUCCAUGGAAGUGUAUUGGACAAUGCUUCUCUCAGAUUGCAUCAGUCAGCGGGACCGUCUCUUGAUUCUGAUCGAGAAACUACUUUGAUAAGAGGAAUGAAUCAGCUUGGGUUCUGCAACAGCUUAGGCAAUGCUUCACCAGGGCUGCAGUCAUCACAGUUUGGAAGAGAGCAUACAACAGCCAUUAAACAUCAUGACAACUGGUCAACCACAUCUGGCCAGGGUUCAGAAUUCGAAAGGUCUCUGAAUAGUUUUUUGCCCAAGGAAGUGCUUUAUGAGGUAGGUGAAAGAACCCCUAAUAGAGGACCGAGGUUGCAGUCAUCAUUAGGCAUAGCUUCUGAUCGUAUUCAGGAAUCUUCUUUAACACAAGGAAAAAAUCAACCUCAACAAUCCCAUAACAUUGGUAGUCCUCCACUGUUUUUGCCGCAGAAUGUGAGAAGAGGAUCAAUACCUCAUGGAGGGGGUGCAGAACUCGAGAGGAAGAGAUCUCCUGUUGUGGGAAAUACCAUGUUGGAGUUUACGGUUCCUGAACGAAUUAUUGGCUCUGUAUAUGGUGAAGGUGGCAGCAAUCUGGCUCGAUUAAGACAGAUUUCAGGUGCAAAAGUUGAAGUGAGCCAUGCUUCUUCCAGCAAAAGUGCUAGGUUGGUGGUUAUAUCAGGAACACCCGACCAAACCAGAGCGGCACAGAGCCUGCUUCAAGCCUUCAUUUUAGCACCUCAGUAAUUUCCAAACCACCUGUCUUAUAUAGUCUUCAGCUGGUUGAUAGACAUAGAAGUAGCAAGCCAUAACAUGUAGGCAUAGUAGUUUAAUGUUAAUAUCAAAAUCAUAGAAUAGAAUCAAUAUAGAGACUAAUAGAUCAAUCUGGCACAACAUUUUAUCAAUGAAUCUCUUUUAUUAUUAAACCAAGCACACCUUAGGAAUUAUUUAAUUCCUGACUCGUAUUAACAACAAAGGUUCAUUCGACCCUCCAACUUGGAACAAAAAAUCAAAAUAGUUCAAAUUUGCGGUUUUGAAAUAAAAAAAUCGUUAAACUUGUCAAUUUUGGGUCAGUUACACGCUAAUUUGACGUCAGUAGUGAUGGUCCAAAAUUGACAAGAAGAGGUUUUUUUUCCUCCAAAGCUACGAAUUUGAACUCUUUGGAUCUUGUCUCAAGUUGGAGUGUCGAAAUGAACCUCUGUUGCUCAUAUUUUAUUUAUUUUUAUUACAUAUUUCUCAUCAUUAAUCUCAUAAGGUUGAAGUGAACUCCCAAGAGAGUAUGUUAUGUGUUUCAACUGCUGUACCAGUAGCAGCAGAGAAACCUAUUCUAACCCAUGCAGGCAGUACUUUUGUGAGAUCAACUGUAUAUGAAAGACUGUAAAUCCCUGUGAAGAAAGGAUUUUUAUCGUCGGAUACAAAAACACUCAAGUUCUUGGCAUUAGAGUCGUAAUUCACCCAAGCAUUUACAAUGGCUCCGUUGUAAAUAUCAUUCGUCCAUCGAACAGUUGCCGCAGAAGCAAUUGAGUUAAUAUUGAUCCCCACAUGAUCAUAGUUUGGAUCCCAAAGAUUGUUGUACGAGUCGAAUUCAACUGCGACUACCUGAUUCUGUGUCGUCCCGUUGAUUGCAGUUUCAGGACUAAACAACGAAAGGUACCCACCAGUUGAUUUCGGAGGGAUUUCAGAACCAACUGGUGCGAGAAAAAAUGAUAGUCCGUCACCAUAAGAUGUUAAGUCAUUCUGAACAUCCUUGGCAACAAACGAAAAGCGAGAAGUGAAGUCUGCAACUUUUCCGGUCUGAGAAUCCCAAAUUUGAACCGGACGAAUAUACGAAACACGACCUCCACUGUAAGUAAGAUUGUUGUCUAUCUGAUUUCUUGUAAGUUGGAGAACUCCAUUGGAAGCAAAUGCAUCACCUUGAUAUGAUAUUCCUCCAAUAUUCGGAUAGAAAUUUUGGUAACUGAAAGCAAUCGAGUUCGCAUAAGGAACUAUAAGUAGCAAAAUGAUACAUGAAAAGAUAUUAAGAGGAGCCAUAUUGUUAAGUGUGAAUUGAAUGGAAAGAACAGGGAAGAUUGUAACUAUAUAUACACACUAUACAGGACUUUGUAAGAGCUGUAACGACUAGUUUCUCGUUGUUAAUUCUGAAAUUCCGAGGUUAGCCGGCUGCUGGAUGGGUCUGUACUUUGUUUCUUUAACGUAGGCAAUGCAAAAUGCAGAUGGGAAGAGGGGGAAAAUUAGUAGUUAUGUGUUUGUCAGAACUUGGUAUGCUGAGUAAUUAUGCACUGGAUCAAUUGGAAAUAUACUCCUUUUUGUUUGGAA
This is a messenger RNA of Mercurialis annua (annual mercury), 3927 nucleotides long. Its product is annotated as KH domain-containing protein HEN4. Gene Ontology annotation, cellular component: nucleus; cytoplasm. Gene Ontology annotation, molecular function: mRNA binding. The record is from RefSeq and is a predicted model, not a curated record. The transcript is spliced from 8 exons. NCBI's taxonomy places the organism in Eukaryota, Viridiplantae, Streptophyta, Magnoliopsida, Malpighiales, Euphorbiaceae. Bases 199 to 2358 code for a protein of 719 amino acids. Gene Ontology annotation, biological process: regulation of gene expression.